AUGUCUGGCCCCAAGAUCCCCACCGAGCAAUGGGCUCAGGUCCUCGAGUCGACCGGCGGUCCCAUCAGCUAUAAGCGGAUCCCCGUCCAGAAGCCCGGCCCCGAUGAAGUCCUCAUCAACGUCAAGUACUCGGGCGUCUGCCACACCGAUCUCCACGCCAUCAUGGGCGACUGGCCCCUCGACACCAAGCUGCCCCUCGUCGGCGGCCACGAAGGCGCCGGCAUCGUCGUCGCCAAGGGCGAGCUCGUCGAGGGCAUCGAGAUCGGCGACCACGCCGGCAUCAAGUGGCUCAACGGCUCCUGCCUCAACUGCUCCUACUGCCGACAGGCUCUCGAGCCCCUCUGCGGCAAACCCCUACUCUCCGGCUACACCGUCGACGGCAGCUUCCAGGAGUACGCCAUCGCCAAGGCCGCCCACGUCGCGCACAUCCCCAAGAACGUCUCCCUCGAGGCCGUAGCCCCCGUCCUGUGCGCGGGCAUCACCGUCUACAAGGGUCUCAAGGAGUCCGAGGCCCGUCCUGGCCAGACCGUCGCCAUCGUCGGUGCCGGCGGUGGUCUCGGCAACAUGGCGAUCCAGUACGCCAAGGCCAUGGGUCUGCAUCCCAUCGCCAUCGACGCGGGCGAUGAUAAGGCCAAGGCCUGCAAGGAGCUUGGUGCCCAGGCUUUCAUCGACUUCUCCAAGUCCAAGAACCUCGUCGAGGACGUCAAGGCCGCUACCCCCGAUGGUCUCGGCCCCCACGCCGUCAUCCUCCUCGCCGUCUCCGAGGGCCCCUUCCAGCAGGCUGCCGAUUACGUCCGCCCCUACGGCAGCAUCGUCUGCAUCGGUCUUCCCGGCAACGCCUACAUCAAGGCUCCCGUCUUCAGCACUGUGAUUCGCAUGAUCAAGAUCAAGGGCAGCUACGUCGGUAACCGCCAGGAUACCGAGGAGGCCAUCGACUUCUUCGCCCGCGGUCUCAUCAAGGCCCCUUACAAGGUCGUCGGCCUUAGCGAGCUCCAGAGCGUCUUCGACAUGAUGAAGGAGAUGAAGGUCGUCGGUCGCUACGUCGUCGACACCAGCCGGUAA
Parascedosporium putredinis is the source of this 1062-nucleotide messenger RNA. NCBI's taxonomy places the organism in Eukaryota, Fungi, Ascomycota, Sordariomycetes, Microascales, Microascaceae. The record is from the annotation of a GenBank genome assembly.